AUGAUGGAGGCAGAGCAGCAAGUGGUAAUGGCAUCAUCUUCAUCACUAAGAAAGCGAAAGAGAAGAAGAAUGAGAAGAAUAAUAAGGAGAAGAAGAAGAAGAAACGAGAAGCGAGUAAAGGCUCCAUCAUCACUACCAAACGACAUCGUAGAAGAAAUUUUCUUAAGAUUUCCGGUGAAAGCCCUAAUCCGACUCAAGUCUCUCUCAAAAUAUUGGAAAUCAACGAUCGAGUCUCGCAGUUUUGAAGAGAGAUACUUGAAGCUCGCUAAGCAAGCCUGCAUGGAUCAUCCCAAGGUCAUGGUCAUCACAGAAGAAGAUCCCAUAAGAGAAAUCGGGUAUCGUCCGUUCACAGACAUUGGUUUUAGGACGAUCUGCUUGGAAUCGGCUUCUCUUCUAUCCUAUACUCGUCUCAAUUUCCCUCAAGGGUUCUUCCACUGGAUCAAAAUCUCUGAAAGCUGUGAUGGCCUUUUCUGUAUCCAUUCACCAAAAUCACAUUCUGUAUAUGUAGUUAAUCCGGCUACACGGUGGCUCCGCCUACUUCCUCCGGCUGGGUUUCAGAUUUUGAUCCACAAGUUUAACCCCACGGAGCGUGAGUGGAAUAUAGAAAUGAAAUCAAUCUUUCAUCUAGCAUUCGUGAAGGCCACCGAUUACAAAUUAGUGUGGUUGUAUAAUUGUGAUAAGUACAUUGCUGAUGCGUCGAGUCCAAACGUGGGAGUCACAAAGUGCGAGGUUUUUGACUUUAGGGUAAAUGCUUGGAGGUACUUGGCUUGCACUCCAAGUCAUCGGAUAUUUUAUGACCAAAAGCCAGCAUCUGCAAACGGGUCGGUUUAUUGGUUUACGGAACCAUAUAAUGAAAGAAUCGAAGUAGUGGCUUUUGAUAUUCAUACCGAAACAUUCCGGUUGCUGCCUAAGAUAAAUCCGGCUAUUGCUGGUUCAGAUCCUCACCAUAUUGACAUGUGCACUCUGGAUAAUAGUUUGUGUAUGUCGAAAAGAGAAAACGAUACUAUGAUCCAAGAUAUUUGGAGGCUAAAACCAUCAGAAGACACAUGGGAGAAGAUUUUCACCAUAGAUUUGCUUUCUUGUUCUUCUUCUCGGGUUGAGAUUCGCGAUUAUUUUAAUUAGAGACAGAAGGAUUUGGUUGAGCCAUCCACACCAGUGGCAGUAUGCAAGAAUAAGAAGAUUCUACUCUCACAUUGCUAUUCCCGCGGUCUGGUAAAAUAUGAUUCCUUAACAAAGUCUCUCGAUUCUUUUUUACAUCCUUGGUCUAAGAGAAAAGUUACUUAUUUUCAAAGUUUGAUAUCUCAUAUCUAAAUAAAAGUCUUCUACUACUACUACUUUGGAAUUAAGAGACAACAUUUCUUAUAUAUCCUUCUUUAUUUUUGUGUUUUGUUUUCUUAAUAUGUGCUAGAGAUGUAUUUGGCUAUGCUUAAUUGUGUAACUCAAAUUUUCAUUGUGUAGAUUCUUAUCAAAAAAAUAUGUGUUAGAGUUUCUUUCUUUCUUUUUCCUAAAGAACUGGUUGUAAUACAUGAUGAUAUACAUCUUAACUUAAGAUAAUUAUCUCUACGAAAUCAUAAUAGCUUUUUCAAUCUUCGGACAAAGACAUUCCAAGUGCUGCCUAAUAAGAAUCCGGUUUUGCUGAUUCACAUCCCGACCAUAUCAAGUUAUGAACAUGUGCAGUCUUGCUAAUCGUGUAUGCAUGUCAAAAAGAAAGGGCCACAAGAUGGUACAAGAGAUGUGGAUCUUCCAAUCAUCAUCAGAAAAUGCAUGGGGGAAAAUUUUAUACCAUAGAUUUGCGCUCUUGUUGUUCAUGGUCAGAAAAUGUCAUUGGUGUGGUUCGGCCAGUGUGAUAUGCAAGAACAACAAGAUCCUCCUUUCGCAUCGUUAUUCCGAGGGUCUAGUGGAGUAUCAUCCCCAAACAAAAUCUUACUCUUCGCUUCAUGAACUUUUUGUCUAUGAAAGAGUUGCUUCUUAUUUCCAAAGUUUGGUCUCU
Molecule: messenger RNA, 1990 nt
Organism: Arabidopsis lyrata subsp. lyrata
Lineage: Eukaryota; Viridiplantae; Streptophyta; Magnoliopsida; Brassicales; Brassicaceae
Product: putative F-box/kelch-repeat protein At1g13200
Molecular function (GO): protein binding
Source: RefSeq, a predicted model, not a curated record